AUGGAUCAGGAGCAGAUUUGCGAGCCUCCCACCCUCCCAUCGCCCACCCUCACGUCUCCCACCCUCCCAUCUCCCACCCUCCCAUCGCCCACCAUCCCGUCUCCCACCCUCCCAUCUCCCACCCUCCCAUCGCCCACCCUCCCAUCGCCCAAGCUACUUGGGGUCGGUCUUGUGCUUCCUCUGCUUGCGCUUCCUCUGCUUGUGCUUCCUCUGCUUCUGCUUCCUCUGCUUGUGCUUCCUCUGCUUGCGCUUCCUCUGCUUGUGCUUCCUCUGCGUGCACUUCCUCCGCUUGUGCUUCCUCUGCUUACGCUUCCUCUGCUUGCGCUUCCUCUGCUUGUGCUUCCUCUGCUUGUGCUUCCUCUGCUUGUGCUUCCUGUGCUUGCGCUUCCUCUGCUUGUGCUUCCUCUGCUUGCGCUUCCCCUGCUUGUGCUUCCUCUGCUUGCGCUUCCUCUGCUUGUGCUUCCUCUGCUUGUGCUUCCUCUUCUUGUGCUUCCUCUGCUUGUGCUUCCUCUGCCUGUGCUUCCUCUGCUUGCGCUUCCUCUGCUUACGCUUCCUCUGCUUGCGCUCCUGUGCUUGCGCUUCCUCUGCUUACGCUUACUCUGCUUGCGCUUCCUCUACUUGCGCUUCCUCUGCUUACGCUUCCUCUACUUGCGCUCCUCUGCUUGCGCUUCCUAUGCUUACGCUUCCUCUGCUUGCGCUUCCUCUCCUUGCGCUUCUUUUGCUUGUGUUUCCUCUGCUUGUGCUUCCUCUGCUUGCGCUUCCUCUGCUUGUGCUCCCUCAGCUUGCGCUUCCUCUGCUUGUGCUUCCUCUGCUUGUGCUUCCUCUGCUUGUGCUUCCUCUUCUUGUGCUUCCUCUGCUUGUGCUUCCUCUGCUUGUGCUUCCUCUGCUUGUGCUUCCUCUGCUUGUGCUUCCUCUGCUUGUGCUUCCUCUACUUGUGCUUCCUCUGCUUGUGCUUCCUGUGCUUGCGCUUCCUCUGCUUGUGCUUCCUUAGCUUGUGAUUCCUCUGCUUGCGAUUCCUUUGCUUACACUUCCUUUGCUUGUGCUUCCUCUUCUUACGCUUUCUCUGCUUGCGCUUCCUCUGCUUGUGCUUCCUGUGCUUGCGCUUCCUCUGCUUGUGCUUGCUCUGCUUGCACUUCCUCUGCUUGCGCUUCCUCUGCUUGUGCUUUUGACGCUUGUGCUUCCUCUGCUCAUGCUUCCUCUGCAUGUGCUUCCUCUGCUCGCGCUUCCUCUGCUUGCGCUUCCUCUGCUUACGCUUCCUCUGUUUGCACUUCCUCUGCUUCUUCUUCCUGUGCUUGCGCUUCCUCUGCUUGCGCUUCCUCUGCUUGUGCUUCCUCUGCUUGUGCUUCCUCUGCUUGCGCUUCCUCUGCUUGUGCUUCCUCUUCUUGCGCUUCCUCUGCUUGUGCUUCCUCUUCUUGCGCUUCCUCUGCUUGUGCUUCCUCUGCUUGCGCUUCCUAUGCUUGUGCUUCCUCUGCUUGUGCUUCCUCUGCUUGUGCUUCCUUUGCUUACGCUUCCUUUUCUUGUGCUUCCUCUGCUUGCGCUUCCUCUGCUUGCGCUUCCUCUGCUUGUUCUUCCUCUGCUUGCGCUUCCUCUGCUUGCGCUUCCUCUGCUUGCGCUUCCUCUCCUUGUGCUUCCUCUGCUUGCGCUUCCUCUGCUUGCGCUUCCUCUGCUUGUGCUUCCUCUGCUUGCGCUACCUCGGCUUGUGAUUCCUCUUCUUGCGCAUCCUCUGCUUGUGCUUCCUCUGCUUGUGCUUCCUCUGCUUGUACUUCCUCUUCUUGUGCUUCCUCUGCUUGUGCUUCUUCUACUUGUGCAUCCUCUGCUUGUGCUUCCUCUGCUUGUGCUUCCUCUGCUUGUACUUCCUCUACUUGCGCUUCCUCUGCUUACGCUUCCUCUGCUUGCGCUCCUCUGCUUGCGCUUCCUCUGCUUACGCUUCCUCUAGUUGCGCUUCCUCUACUUGCGCUUCCUCUGCUUACGCUUCCUCCACUUGCGCUCCUCUGCUUGCGCAUCCUCUGCUUAUGCUUCCUCUGCUUGCGCCUCCUCUGCUUGCGCUUCAUCUGCUUGUGCUUCCUCUGCUUGUGCUUCCUCUGCUUGCGCUUCCACUGCUUGCGCUUCUUCUGCUUCUUCCUCUGCUUGCGCCUCCUCUGCUUGUGCUUCCUCUGCUUGCGCUUCCUCUGCUUGCGCUUCCUCUGCUUGCGCUUUCUCUGCUUGUGCUUCAUCUGCUUAUGCUUCCUCUGCUUGUGCUUCCUCUGCUUGCGCUUCCUCUGCUUGUGCUUCCUCUACUUGCGCUUCCUCUUCUUGAGCUUCCUCUGUUUGCGCUUCCUCUACUUGCGCUUCCUCUGCUUGCGCUUCCUCUGCUUGCGCUUCCUCUGCUUGGGCUCCUCUGCUUGUGCUUCCUCUGCUUAUGCUUCCUCUGCUUGCGCUUCCUCUGCUUGUGCUUCCUCUGCUUGUGCUUCCUCUACUUGCGCAUCCUCUGCUUCUGCUUCCUCUACUUGCACUUCCUUUGCUUGUGCUUCCUCUUCUUGUGCUUCCUCUGCUUGCGCUUCCUCUGCUUGUGCUUCCUCUGCUUGUGCUUCCUCUGCUUGCGCUUCCUCUGCUUGUGCUUCCUCUGCUUGUGCUUCCUCUACUUGCGCAUCCUCUGCUUCUGCUUCCUCUACUUGCGCUUCCUCUGCUUGUGCUUCCUCUUCUUGUGCUUCCUCUGCUUGCGCUUCCUCUGCUUGUGCUUCCUCUGCUUGUGCUUCCUCUUCUUGCGCUUCCUCUGCUUGUGCUUCCUCUGCUUGCGCUUCCUAUGCUUGUGCUUCCUCUGCUUGCGCUUCCUCUGCUUGCGCUAUCUCUGCUUGUUCUUCCUCUGCUUGCGCUUCCUCUGCUUGCGCUUCCUCUGCUUGCGCUUCCUCUCCUUGUGCUUCCUCUGCUUGCGCUUCCUCUGCUUGCGCUUCCUCUGCUUGUGCUUCCUCUGCUUGCGCUACCUCGGCUUGUGAUUCCUCUGCUUGCGCAUCCUCUGCUUGUGCUUCCUCUGCUUGUGCUUCCUCUGCUUGA
This is a messenger RNA of Closterium sp. NIES-65, 3030 nucleotides long. The record is from the annotation of a GenBank genome assembly. NCBI's taxonomy places the organism in Eukaryota, Viridiplantae, Streptophyta, Zygnematophyceae, Desmidiales, Closteriaceae.